AUGAGCACAUUCUCGUCGCCAAAAGGCGAAAGGUACGAAAUGGACAAUGACAACACAGGACCCAAGCCCAAACGACAAAAACUUACAGAUUCGGUGCACUCUUCGAUGAGUCCCGCAUCACAAGGGGUAACCACAGGCAACAAACCGCUGCAACUGGCGACUGCAAACCAUAGACCUGUGACGUCGUGUAGUCAUUGCAGACAACAUAAGAUCAAAUGCGACGCCAACCAGAGUUUCCCGGCGCCGUGCUCUAGGUGCCGAAAAUAUCAACUACAUUGCGAGAUCGAUCCGCAGUUCAAACCGCAGAAGGGAUCCCAGAUCCACGUUAUGAUGAAGGACAUAGACGACUUGAAGGUGAAAGUGGAAUCCCUUUUGGGUAAUCAAGUAGUGCUUGCUAAUUCACUGAAACAGAGCGAUGCUGGUCAAGAAAUACUGUCAAAAUUACAGAUGUUGGAUCCUACGAGUUUCCGAGAUUCACAUAAGAAAAUGAUCAUCAAAAAUGAUCCUAACGAUUUAGAGUCCGCCAAGAACAUCGCACCCAAUGAGGAUCAAAGUACAUCGACGGCUGAAAGGAACUCGCAGAGCGGGAAAAUAUCCGUCCAAACGUAUCUGGCUAGCGAACCGAAUUUGCUCCAAACGCAGAGAAAUCUCUUACAGGGGGCGAGUGUAGGCGUACGAGAUAGCGGAAACCCCGCAUCUUUGCCGACCCUUCUCAACGAUUCUGCUCCAUUGAACGUUUCAAAUGAAAAGCUACCAGUAGCACUGAAAAUGGCACUGAAGACCAACUACGGUCCCCAACCUAGAGCUGCAACCCGUGAGGGUACACCGUUAAAUCUCGUGGAGAUUUCAAACAACGAGGCGACGCUUGGUCACGAGAGAGUUUCCCCUGGCCCAAAUACAGGCAAACGCCCUAAUAUUGUAACCACUACCACAACACAGCCGCUGCCGUCGCCGCACGAAAUUAACUUGGAGAACAUUGAUGAAUUUGUUAUUGGCGAUGUGCGCAUCCCUAUAGACCAGGCCAAUGAACUGCACUCGGUGUUUGUCAGGGACUACCUUCCAUUUCUCCCCAUCAUGUUCACCAACUCAGCUACGGAAUUAUACUCACAGUCGCAGUUAUUAUUCUGGACAGUGAUGCUAACAGCCUGUCUUUCAGAUUCAGAACCAUCCCUCUACGUAAAGCUGAGUUCGUUGAUUAAGCAGCUGGCGGUGGAGACGUGUUGGAUUCGGACACCUAGAUCGACACAUAUAUCGCAAGCGUUGCUUGUCUUGAGCAUGUGGCCACUUCCCAACCAGAAGGUGUUGGAUGACUGCUCCUACAGAUUUGUCAAUCUCGCGAAAUCGCUCUCGUAUCAGCUGGGUCUUCAUAGAGGGGAAUUUAUUUGGGAAUUCACCAGGACACAGACUUCCAUGCCCAAUGCAGAAAAAUGGAGAACGCGGACAUGGCUCGGUGUGUACUUCGCCGAGAUAUGUUGGGCUAGCAUUCUGGGACUACCACCGACAUCCCAGGUUGACUACUUGGUAGAGACUGCAAGGUCGAGCGAAGUUGAGACCUCUGAACAUAAUGCAGCCAUCACGGAAAGCGAAGAGACAGGUGUUCAACCCAUAAAAACUAAACUUCCAUUGAGGUUCAAAAAAAUGAUCUCUUUAGCCACUUACCAGUUGAAACUCUGUAAUGUGAUGGGUUCCAGUGUCAGUAGUCCUGAUGGUCUGGUAGAGCCCAAGGAUCGUGCGGGGUCGUUAUCUAUCCUAGAAAGGGAGUUAGAGAGAUUGAAUAAAGAACAAGAUUACGAAAGCGACAUAGCGGUCCAUAUUUACUACCUCUACGUCAGGUUAAUGGUAUGCUGUUUUGCAUUUUUGCCAGGCACUCCGAUUGAGGACCAAUCGCACUAUGUCACCGAGGCGUACUUUUGUGCGACUAAAACUGUAACACUACUGAAUGUUCUUUUGGAGACUAAAUCGUUGAUCUCUUUACCCAUUUAUCUCCGCCAAAGUGUAUCCUUCGCGGCACUCAUCUUAUUCAAGUUACAGCUGAACCCGUUGAUGAUAAACAGAUACUUGAACUCAACAAGACAGUCUAUAGUAACAGUGCACAGGUUGUUCAGAAACCAACUGACUGCUUGGGCAACGGGUGUCGAAAACGAUAUCUCCAGGACGGCUACCAUGUUAGAGAAGUUGAACAUGGUUUUGAUCACUCACCCCGAAGUCUUUACAGAGGAGGUUGGUAUAAUUUCGAGAAUCAGGUCGCAUCUGACAGGAUCUCUGUUUUAUGACCUUGUGUGGUGCGUACAUGAGGCAAGGCGAAGAGAAACGGACCCGAACUACAAGAAAGUUGAGGGAACGGAUAAUGAUGAUGAAACGUCCCAACGUAAUAAGAUUUUCCCGCUGCCCCUGUAUACCCAUAUUUUAAGGGAGGACUUCCGCACUGUGACGCAAACCACGCCCAACGGUACCACGGUGACCACAUUAGUGCCGACUGAAAAUGCUUUAGAGCAAUCUGAGGAGAGCGGCAAAGUUCACAAGAACUCAGACGGGACAAUAGCCGCUAUCAAUGGUAUCCCGUUGUCCAUGUUGGAUGAGACCGGGAGUGUGAGAUUUGACAAUUCGCUAUCCAAUUCUGAUGUAAGUGGGUUCAUAGACAAUACUGGUGGUGGAGUGUCCACGUCGAAGACAAAAUCAAACAACGGCCAGCCAGUUUGGAACUCUGGGCCUGAUUUUGGUAAUCAACCAAACAUUCCUGGUGCGAAGUUCAGUGCCAAUGCGAUGAAGACUCAGCAGAAUCCGGAACCCAUCAUAUCGCCUGCAGUGAGACGGCUAGGUAAGUCGCAGUCCCUAUUUGCACCGAACACUGUGGCCAAUAACCGGCUGGUAAAUAGGGUGGGGGUAUCAUCCUCGUUAUCGCAGCCUUCGCCCGCUAACAACGCAUCCAACGACGUCAAGAACAGUGCUUUCAACUCUUUGUUGGGGCCCAUGGGAACAAGUUUUUCCAAUCUGAAUAGCCUUCUCGGGAGUAAAUCGCACCCUUCGACGCCAAAGGCCUCAGGAUCUACGAUUACACAGAACGCAAAGUCGAAAAUGGACGACGAUGCUAACCAUUUGAACACAUUCUUUCAACAACAAGGUCUUGGGUGGACUGAAGGUAACUUGAACACGGAUGAUUUAUUCGGCUGGUUCGACAACGUGAACACACAACCAGAAUUUUAA
Messenger RNA from Huiozyma naganishii CBS 8797, 3204 nucleotides. It is a transcript of the gene SEF1, whose product is annotated as Sef1p. Gene Ontology annotation, cellular component: nucleus. NCBI's taxonomy places the organism in Eukaryota, Fungi, Ascomycota, Saccharomycetes, Saccharomycetales, Saccharomycetaceae. The transcript has a single exon. Bases 1 to 3204 code for a protein of 1067 amino acids. Gene Ontology annotation, biological process: DNA-templated transcription; regulation of DNA-templated transcription. The record is from RefSeq and is a predicted model, not a curated record. Gene Ontology annotation, molecular function: transcription cis-regulatory region binding; zinc ion binding; DNA-binding transcription factor activity, RNA polymerase II-specific.